UUUUUUUUUGUUGAAUUUUUUUAUUAACAAUUUACUAUCUCAAAAUGCCAAGUGUUAGUAGUGUGUUAGUUUUUUUUUCUUUAUUAGACGUUGUCUUGCUACAAAGAACAGGAUCCGGAACGAAUGGGAACUUGCGUCUGUGCGUUGUCGAAGGCCGCGGCUCGUACAAACGGGCCCCCAAGUUCUGUCCCGUGCUGGACGCCGAGGAUUCGGGGGCGGAGUGCGUCAUUGGAACCGACAGGCUGGACUGUCUCCGCCGCAUCCACAAGGGGACCGUUGACUUCGGCGUCUUCAGCCCCGAGGAUCUGGUCGCAGCGCAAUGGGCCAACGUUGACGUUCUGGUCACCAACGAACUACGGAUGAGAGCCAGACCCUUCGAACGCAGCGUCGUGGCGGUAGUGAACAGAAAGAUCCUGCCGGAUAGUUCCACUUCGGUCCACGCGGUGCUCCGGAAUACAACGCUAUGCCAUCCGGGAGUCGGGGUCGAUGACAUCCGGCCCCUAAGCGACACCCUGUCCGGGUAUUUAGAAUCUCUAGUAUUGGAGAGAUCUUGCGAUCCGGAUCUGUCGCUGACCGAGAACAGAGUGAAGUCGUUGUCCGAAUACUUCGGGAAGGCCUGCAAGGCGGGGGCGUGGCUACCAGACAGCACCAGAGACGCUGAACUUAAGCGUAAAUAUUCGUCAAUGUGCGCGGCCUGCGGUAACCCAUCCAAGUGUAGCGCUUCGGACGUGUACUGGGGUAACAGCGGCGCUCUCGCGUGCCUCGGGAACGGAGCCGGUGACGUCACUUGGGCGGAACUGGACGAUGUUAACUCGUAUUUUGCGCUCACACCCUCGACAAACCCACCCAGUUCUGCAGCUGAUCAGUUCGCGUAUCUCUGCCGAGACGGUACCUGGCAGGACCUCAAUAACAAUCCUGAGCCUUGCGUCUGGCUGCACAGACCUUGGCCAGUAAUUGUCGCUAAAAAGAAGGCCGCAGAAGCAGUAGCAAGCUUAGACAGAAUCUUAACGAACACCAGCAUCACGGUGGACCAGCAUUGGCGCGGGGCCCUGGCCGCUCUGAUGGAGAUCCACCAAGCUCAGCCCGAGAAGCUUCAACCUCCUAAAGCUCCUUUGGAUUAUUUGGCCAGAGCCAAGGGCUUUAGAGAGGCGUAUAGUCAAACCGGAUGUGAUCCUCCCAGGUUCAUUACUCUAUGCACUACAUCAUUUCUGGCGAAGGCGAAAUGCGAGUGGCUUAGCGAAGCCGGAGCUGUCUACGGUAUAGCCCCACCUCUUCAGUGCGUAGUUAGAAAAGACAUGCAAGAGUGUAUGAAGUCGGUCAGCACUGGGGAGUCUGACGUCACAGUUGGGAACAGCGACUGGCUUGUCAAAGGGAAAAGAGAUUUGUCUAUAGCGCCGGUGCUGCACGAAGCGACACCUAUCGUCGAGAAAACGAGCACAGUUGUGGCUUACGUCAGAAAGGAUUCAGAAAUAAGCAGUAUGGUGGACUUGCGCGGUAAGAAGGCGGCGUUCCCUCGCCACGAUGGCGCCGCCUGGCAUUCCGUACUGCGCUACAUUACUGAAAAUCAAAAGAUCACCUGCAGCGAUCUCGUCGGAGAGUAUUUCGAAGAGAUCUGCGCUCCGGGUGUCGGGGAUCAGAAUCCCGGUGGCAAAUUAAAGGAUUGCUACGAAGAAGGGGAGAUGGAUCCCCUCCGCUACCUCGCUGAAGGCAAAACUGAUGUUGCUUUCGUCAGUAUUAAUAGUUUCAAUUUGUUCAAAGGAAUGCCAAGUAUGGACGCUUCCAACAUCAGACCGUUGUGUCCGGACGAAAACCAAAUGUACUGCUUCAUAAGUUGGUCCAACGUUGGCCACGUGUUCGCCGCCAAUAACGUAACUGACAGCCGAAGGCACGAGAUCGUAAACGUAAUGACGAAACUGGACCAACUGUUCGGCAAGCAUCCCCCAUUCCACAACCCGAUGUUCUCAAUGUACGGCGCCUUCAAUCACGAGAUGGACGUUAUAUUCCACAAUAACACGAAAACGUUGGCCACGGACGCCAUGUUGGCAACGCAUCCAUAUGAUAAAAUACCAUUGAAUUUUGAGCGGGAGAUCUCGAAGAUGACCGAUUUCGUUUGCGCUUACGGCGUCAAUAUGACACCUUCUCUGUUUUUAUUAAUAAGUCUAGUCGUUUUUGUGAUUUUAAGAUAAUAAUAAUAAAAAUAAGAUUAUAUUAUUUAAGUAAACCUUUUUUGAACUUAGAAGGGC
Bombyx mandarina (wild silkworm) is the source of this 2243-nucleotide messenger RNA. RefSeq names its product transferrin. Gene Ontology annotation, cellular component: recycling endosome; early endosome; plasma membrane. The record is from RefSeq and is a predicted model, not a curated record. NCBI's taxonomy places the organism in Eukaryota, Metazoa, Arthropoda, Insecta, Lepidoptera, Bombycidae. Gene Ontology annotation, biological process: iron ion transport.